This is a messenger RNA of Grammomys surdaster, 1762 nucleotides long. RefSeq names its product karyopherin subunit alpha 5 (gene Kpna5). Gene Ontology annotation, biological process: NLS-bearing protein import into nucleus. Lineage: Eukaryota; Metazoa; Chordata; Mammalia; Rodentia; Muridae. The transcript is spliced from 15 exons. The record is from RefSeq and is a predicted model, not a curated record. Gene Ontology annotation, molecular function: protein binding; nuclear import signal receptor activity. Gene Ontology annotation, cellular component: cytoplasm; nucleoplasm; nucleus. The coding region runs from base 110 to 1729 and encodes 539 amino acids.
GCUUGACUGCUCGCCGCAGACGGGCUGCAGGCAGAGUCUACCCUGUGCUGUCCCCAGCCGAGGUCACCGCGGGAGAGUGCAAAGAAGGGCUCGAGAGAGCACCGCGUGGAUGGAUUCAAUGGCUAGUCCUGGGAAGGAUAACUACAGAAUGAAAAGUUAUAAGAACAAAGCCUUAAAUCCUCAAGAGAUGCGAAGGCGAAGAGAAGAAGAAGGAAUACAACUUCGAAAACAAAAAAGGGAAGAGCAGUUGUUCAAACGCAGAAAUGUCUCUUUGCCCAGAAAUGAUGACUGUAUGCUAGAGAGUCCCAUCCAGGACCCAGAUAUCAGUUCUACUGUACCUAUUCCAGAGGAAGACAUGAUCACAGCAGACAUGAUUCAGAUGAUUUUCUCUAAUAAUGCUGAACAGCAGCUGACUGCAACACAGAAAUUUAGAAAACUGCUUUCUAAAGAACCCAAUCCACCAAUAGAUCAAGUUAUCCAGAAACCAGGAGUUGUACAGAGAUUUGUAAAAUUUCUUGAAAGAAAUGAAAAUUGUACUUUACAAUUUGAAGCUGCCUGGGCAUUAACCAAUAUAGCAUCUGGAACUUUUCUGCAUACCAAGGUAGUGAUUGAAACUGGGGCUGUUCCAAUUUUUAUCAGACUUCUCACUUCAGAACAUGAAGAUGUACAGGAACAGGCUGUUUGGGCACUUGGUAACAUUGCUGGUGACAAUGCAGAAUGCAGAGAUUUUGUUUUGAAUUGUGAAAUACUUCCACCUCUUUUAGAGUUAUUAACAAAUUCAAAUAGACUUACAACCACCAGAAAUGCUGUAUGGGCCCUCUCAAAUUUGUGUAGAGGCAAAAACCCUCCUCCAAAUUUUAGUAAGGUUUCACCUUGCUUAAAUGUCUUGUCACGGUUGUUGUUUAGCAGUGAUCCAGAUGUGUUAGCAGAUGUGUGCUGGGCCCUUUCUUACCUCUCUGAUGGACCCAAUGAUAAAAUUCAAGUAGUCAUUGAUUCUGGAGUCUGCCGAAGAUUGGUGGAACUUCUGAUGCACAAUGACUAUAAAGUUGUAUCACCUGCAUUAAGAGCAGUUGGUAAUAUUGUAACUGGUGAUGAUAUUCAAACACAGGUCAUUUUGAAUUGUUCUGCAUUGCCCUGCCUUUUACAUUUGUUGGGUAGUUCAAAGGAGUCAAUUAGAAAGGAAGCCUGCUGGACCAUUUCUAACAUCACUGCAGGAAACAGAGUGCAGAUCCAGGCUGUCAUAGAUGCAAGUAUUUUCCCUGUUUUGAUUGAGGUCCUCCAGAAAGCAGAGUUUCGUACCAGAAAAGAAGCAGCAUGGGCUAUAACUAAUGCCACAUCAGGAGGCACUCCAGAGCAAAUAAGGUAUUUGGUAACCUUGGGCUGCAUUAAACCACUUUGUGACCUUUUGACUGUCAUGGACUCCAAAAUAGUUCAAGUGGCUUUGAAUGGACUUGAAAAUAUUUUGCGUCUUGGAGAACAAGAAUCUAAGCAGAAUGGAGUUAGCAUCAAUCCCUACUGUGCUCUCAUUGAAGAAGCAUAUGGCUUGGAUAAAAUAGAGUUUCUGCAAAGUCAUGAAAACCAGGAAAUUUACCAGAAGGCUUUUGAGCUAAUUGAACAUUAUUUUGGUGUAGAAGAUGAUGAUCCCAGUAUUGUACCUCAGGUGGAUGAAAACCAGCAACAGUUUGUAUUUCAGCAGCAGGAGGCACCAAUGGAAGGGUUUCAACUCUAACAGGAAGUCGAGAUGGGAUGAGACAAGAUGAGA